GUUUAUUCUGCAUCAAACCUUGCUUAAACCCUAGCGGCAAAAACCCUCUGGUAGAUAAACCAUCAACAGAGGCGGAGCAGCUGCACUCGUAAAGCUCUUCCUCUCUCACUUGAAUUUCCAAGCUCGCUCCCGGCUACCUCACCUACGGCGACCUUUCGUCCUCUUAGAAGUGGAUUCGAACCACUGACACAAGUUUUUUUUCAGUCCUUUGCUCUAACUAGCUGAACUAUCUGAACCACUUUCCAAAAGUCUGUUUUCUUCAUUGAAUAGCCCCUUACCUUACCACUUGACUAGUGAGGAAAGACAAGUCAAUUUUUGUGUUUGUUGCGUAUUUGUUUAUAUAAUUAGUUGGAAUCAUGGGUAAGAGAGGGAGGAGCCAAAAGGGCAGCAAGAGCUCGAAGAGAAGACCGCGUGAUGAAGAUGUUAAUCCGGAAGACAUGGAUGAUGAAAUUGAUACCUUUCACAAGCAAAGGGAUGUUAUUCCUUUGGAUAUAAAUGGUGAUGUUGGGGAUUCUGAUGGAGAUAAUGAACAUCCGGUCUUUGAUGUUGAGGGUAAUGACGAGGAUGAGGAUGAGGAUGAGGAUGAUGAUGAGGAUGAUGAUGAUGAUGCUCGAGACACUGGAAUGGCUGCUAAAAUUGCAAGGCAACAAAAAUUUUUGCGGGCAAAAUUUGGUGGAGUUGAAGAUGAAAUGCAUGAUGAUGAGGAUGAGGAUAAGGAAGAUAAGAAGACUUUAUGGGGUGGGAUGAAGAGCCAGUAUUAUCAUGGUGACAAUCGUGAUUUUGAGUUGCAAUCAAGCGAUGAUGACUCACCUGCAGAAGAGGAGGCAGAGGUGGUAAGAAUGCUGAAAGAGAGAGCAAAAUCUUUAGAAAUGGAAGAUUUUGGCCUUCAAGAUGCUACUGACAGUGAAGAUGAGAGUGAUAGGGAAUUAACCUUGGAGGAAAUCUCGGUUAAAGGAAAAAGCAAAACAGUCUCUGCAGCAAACAAAGAAGCUGUGGAUGAUGUGGAUACAACUUAUGAGGAGGUCAAGAAAGAUUUGAAUGCUUUGUCGAGGGAGGAGCAAAUGGAUGUAGUAUACAGUUCUGCUCCCGAAUUAGUUGGUUUGCUGUCAGAGUUGAACAAUGCACUUGCACAACUUGAUAAUAAAGUUAAUCCGCUUUUAAGCAAGGUUAAAGAGCAGGAGAUCAAGUUGGAAGGUGGGGUGCAUUAUCUGGAGGUGAAGCAACUUCUUCUACUGGCCUAUUGCCAAGCCAUAACAUUUUAUCUUCUUCUCAAGUCUGAAGGGCAGCCAGUUCGUGAUCAUCCCGUCAUAGCUCGCCUUGUAGAGAUCAAGGGUUUGCUAGAUAAGGUCUUCUGCUCUCCUUAUAUAAUGAAAGAACUUGAUGCAAAUCUUUCAUCUGAAUUUGAUGAGAUUGUGAAGAAAGACCAUACCGGCUCUGAAACAGUGAAAAACUUGGUUAAAGAAAAUGCUGUAAUGACUUCUGAUGCAAAUGAGUUAGAAAAGGAGGAGUCUCUGAGGGAUCAUGAGGAUAAAGGAGGGAAAAGCAAGCGUAAGAAUGAUCAAGUUGGUGUACAGAGCAUGGAAAUGUUAAAAGUAAGGGCUGCCCUAGAGGAAAAAUUGAAGCAGAAGGGAGUCUUUAGAACUAUUGCUCCGAAGCCUGAUAAAGCCAGGAAACAUUCGAAACCAGUGAAUGGACAACUUGAAACAUAUGAUGAUUUUAAUAAUGAUGAUAUGGAUGUUGAUGGACAGAGUAAUGGGCAUGUAAGCUCAUUGCGCCCGAAUAAACAUUCCCAACUUGUUAUUGGUCAACCAAAUAAACCAAAGUGGGUUGUUUCCGGUGAUGAUGAUUUACCUAAGAGAGAUGAUAUUGGAGCAAGGCGGAGAAAACAUGAGCUCAAAGUGUUAUCAGGAGCUGGAAUUAAGUCUGAGGAUGAUGGUGGGGAUGAACUUGGCACAAUUGGGGCUGAGGAAGAUGGUGGCAACUCAAAGGAUGAUGAGGGUGACUCAGAGGAUCAAGAUACAAAACACUCGGAAGAUGAAUUCUACCAACAAGUGAAACAACAACGAGCUCAAAAACUUGCUGCUAAAGUUGAGAUUCAUACAAGGACUCAAGUGACCCCAUCUUUGCCUGAAACUGUGGACGGAAAACGGCAAAUCACAUAUCAUGUGAGGACACAGUCAUUUUAUCUGCAUACUAAGCAUAAGAAGGCAGUAAUGCGUCGUAGAGGGCAAGUUUAG
This is a messenger RNA of Pistacia vera, 2237 nucleotides long. Its product is annotated as something about silencing protein 10. Gene Ontology annotation, cellular component: small-subunit processome; nucleolus. NCBI's taxonomy places the organism in Eukaryota, Viridiplantae, Streptophyta, Magnoliopsida, Sapindales, Anacardiaceae. Gene Ontology annotation, biological process: maturation of SSU-rRNA from tricistronic rRNA transcript (SSU-rRNA, 5.8S rRNA, LSU-rRNA). Bases 357 to 2237 code for a protein of 626 amino acids. The transcript is spliced from 15 exons. The record is from RefSeq and is a predicted model, not a curated record.